This is a messenger RNA of Aspergillus puulaauensis, 951 nucleotides long. RefSeq names its product Mob1/phocein family protein. Bases 1 to 951 code for a protein of 316 amino acids. NCBI's taxonomy places the organism in Eukaryota, Fungi, Ascomycota, Eurotiomycetes, Eurotiales, Aspergillaceae. Gene Ontology annotation, biological process: signal transduction; cell division; positive regulation of protein phosphorylation. Gene Ontology annotation, molecular function: protein kinase activator activity. The record is from RefSeq and is a predicted model, not a curated record. Gene Ontology annotation, cellular component: nucleus; cytoplasm. The transcript is spliced from 4 exons.
AUGGCUACUUUCUUUCAGAGCGUCCGCCAAGGUUUUGGCAGAGGCGGCAAUAAUAAGAACAAUAACAACGCCAACAAGAUGAAUACCGGAAGCCCUGCCCAGUCACCUGCUUCCCAGGGCCCUCCUGGCCAUGUGUCUAAUUCACCCUCUUUGGCCUCGAACCACUCCACCAUCGAGAACACUGCAGUUUACGACCCUGAUGCCCCAAAGUACUUUUUCCAGGAGAAAUAUGCGCCGCUUAAUGUUAAGGGUAACUUCUUAACGCUGUGCGCUUGCCCAAAGAACGUGGAACUCGGAGAAUGGCUAGCCCACCAGAUCGUUGAACAAUACCGUCUACUUCAUGGCAUGCUCCAAGUCAUUCAAGAAGUGAAUAGUAAUUCCGGACUUCCCAUUUGCAACGAGACCACCUGCCCAACCAUGUCCGCUGGCCGUUUGACCUACACUUGGCUCGUGGAUUCCCAGGCCGCAAAAAUCUCCGCUCCAAAGUUCAUCAACCGGGUGGAGAAAUGGAUUGUCAGCAAGAUCCAUGACCCAGUGAUGUUCCCAACAGAGAAAGUAACUGGAGUUCCCGAGACGUUUGCGCUUAAUGAGGCUAUGGGUGCUCAGGCCUCAAAUGCCGCCGCCAAUGCUGCCGGUGAGGACUGGAUAGGCAAGUCAAGCGGCUUCCCACGAACUUUCUACAAAGACUGCCAGGGGAUCAUGAAGCAGAUGUUCCGCUGCUACGCGCAUCUAUACCACGCACACUGGCUGAACCCAUUCUGGCACAUUAACAAACACGACAUCCUCAACAUGUGCUUUGUUCAUUUUGUCACUGUUGCGAAAUACUACAAGCUUGUUUCUGACAAGGAAAUGGAACCGAUGCAGCCCCUGAUUGACCUGUUCAUCAAGCAGCAGCGUAUCCCCCCAGAGGCUCUUUCCGGUGGUCACUGGGGCCAGCAGGGCUCUAGCUAA